UGCCAGCACACUUGUUGGUCUCCACCCUCAGCCUACUUUAGUUCCCACGCAAGGACAGAGCAUCCAGACUGAGUGGGAGAUAGGCAGAAGCCUGGAGAGGAAAAUUAUCUGCAAAGUCCAGAGCAGAACCGCUGGGCUCCAUUUACCUCCUCAAGAGCCUAUGACCUGAAGGUUGAGUUCAAGGACAUCCAAGCAAGUCCACUGCAGUUUUCCCUUUGCUCUGCCUUCUGACCUCUGCUCUCUCCUCAUUACUCCCAAAAAAAUGGAACAUUCCACACGAGAAAUUUGCCUCAACUUCAUGAUUGUCCUGAUUACCGUGAUCCUCAUGUGGCUCCUUGUGAAGUCUUAUCAGGAUUGAAAGACUCUCAGGAACUCUGGAGGUGAUUUCAGUGUGUGCCUCCCCAGACAUCAGUAACACCCACAGCAUGCCACAGCAAUUAGCUUUCAGUCAAUUGAGGAUGUCGUGAACACUUAUUUUUUACUCUCUCCUAUCUGUUGCCUGAGCUAUGGGUCUGUGAUGGUGUAAUUCUUUCAGUCUGCAGUGACCCAGCUGCAAAAUGUAAGAUGUUUAGGAACAGUUUGAUGUGGCUGUCUCCUCUGGUAGUUUCUGUGAGUGCUGUACUCCCAGCCCACCCUGCUGCCUUGUUUGGCAUCAGUGUUGGGUUCUGGAGGGUGUAAAACUGCAGUGUGUAAUGUAAGAGCCUGCAUUAUCUAAUGCAAAAGGCAUAAACUUGCUUAGCAAAAAGGAAUGUGAAUCCUCUGCUUUCACUUGUAUAUUUUGUUUAAAUAAAGACCACACAAAACCA
Hirundo rustica (Barn swallow) is the source of this 806-nucleotide messenger RNA. RefSeq names its product sarcolipin (gene SLN). The transcript has 2 exons. The coding region runs from base 263 to 358 and encodes 31 amino acids. Gene Ontology annotation, cellular component: membrane. Gene Ontology annotation, molecular function: enzyme regulator activity. The record is from RefSeq and is a predicted model, not a curated record. NCBI's taxonomy places the organism in Eukaryota, Metazoa, Chordata, Aves, Passeriformes, Hirundinidae.